This is a messenger RNA of Danaus plexippus (monarch butterfly), 2463 nucleotides long. It is a transcript of the gene flr, whose product is annotated as actin-interacting protein 1. The transcript has 13 exons. Gene Ontology annotation, biological process: sarcomere organization; locomotion; actin filament depolymerization. The record is from RefSeq and is a predicted model, not a curated record. Gene Ontology annotation, cellular component: cortical actin cytoskeleton. The coding region runs from base 147 to 1958 and encodes 603 amino acids. Gene Ontology annotation, molecular function: actin filament binding. NCBI's taxonomy places the organism in Eukaryota, Metazoa, Arthropoda, Insecta, Lepidoptera, Nymphalidae.
AAUACGUCACAAUUCACGUCAUUUUUUGUGAAGCUGGGCUAUGGGUGAUAGCGGCUGAUUUUGUAUUCCUAUUUAAAUUAUUAAGUACUAGUAAAAACUUAGUUUAGCUAUAACUAUCACGGCCCUCAGUGUAAAAGGGAAUAAAUAUGUCAUAUUCAAAUAAGUAUACGUUUGCGGCUUUGCCUAGAACACAGCGCGGUACGCCUUUAGUGUUGGGAGGUGAUCCUAAAGGGAAGCAUUUUUUGUAUACGAACGGGAAUUCGGUAAUUAUAAGGGAUAUCGAAAAUCCGGCGAUAUCUGAUGUAUAUACCGAACAUUCGUGUCAAGUUAACGUCGCGAAGUACUCACCGAGUGGUUUUUACAUCGCGUCUGGAGAUGUUUCCGGCAAAGUUCGUAUAUGGGAUACCGUGAACAAGGAACACAUUCUCAAGAAUGAGUUCCAGCCAAUCGGUGGACCGAUCAAGGAUAUCGCCUGGAGUGCUGACAGCCAGCGAAUGGUGGUCGCUGGUGAAGGAAGGGAACGCUUCGGACACGUGUUCAUGGCUGAGACGGGUACAUCGGUUGGGGAGAUCAGUGGACAGUCAAAGCCAAUCAACUCGGUCGAUUUCCGGCCCGCGAGGCCCUUCAGGAUCGUCACCGCGUCGGAGGACAACACGCUGGCCGUGUUUGAAGGGCCCCCCUUCAAGUUCAAGUGCACUAAACAGGAGCACACGCGUUUCGCUCAAGCCGUCAGGUACAGCCCUGACGGUAGUCUGUUCGCGUCAGCAGGCUUCGACGGAAAGAUCUUCCUCUUCGAUGGAGUGACCUCGGAACUCAAGGGAGAGAUAGGCUCACCAGCUCAUAAGGGUGGCGUGUACUGUAUCUCGUGGUCGGCGGACGGAAAGCAGCUCCUGUCAUGUUCCGGCGACAAGACCUGUGCUAUAUGGGACGUUGAAACUAGGGAGAGAACGGUCACCUUCAAUAUGGGAAACGCUGUUGAGAACCAACAGGUGUCCUGUUUAUGGCAGAGGGACCACAUUAUAACAAUAUCUCUGUCGGGCGACAUCACGUACUUGGACCCUUCCAACCCUGAGAAGCCGGUGCGCGUGGUCACGGGCCACAACAAACCCAUAACCUGCCUCGCUCUACACGGAACCUCCCUCUUCACAGCCAGUCACGAUGGCGUCGUCACGAGGUGGAAUGUUAAUACUGGUGAGGCUGUGCACAUUUCCGGUCCAGGUCACGGCAACCAGGUGAAUGGUAUGAAGGCUUGCGAGGACGGCAGUCUAUUGACAUGCGGCAUAGACGAUACCUUGAGGAAGGCUGUCCCGGCUAGCGAAGGGGACAUACCAACAUAUUCGUCUGAUGCCACACCUCUGGGAUCUCAGCCGAAGGCCUUGGAUCAUCUGGAGGGUGAAGGAACUACAGUUGUGGCGACCGUCAAAGAGCUCCUAGUACUGAAAGGCAAUGUUAAGCAAUCAUCGCUGUCUCUAAGCUAUGAACCGAGCUGUGUCACAAUAGACCCAGUGUCCAAACACGUUGCUGUUGGUGGUGAUGACAACAAGGUCCACAUAUAUUCCCUAUCGGAUCUGUCACUCAUCAAUGAGCUGGAACACCUGGGCCCGGUCACAGAUGCUCGGUACAGUCCCAACAGUCGCUACUUAGUGGCCUGCGACGCUCACAGGAAGAUCAUACUAUAUACUACUGAGGAAUAUAAGCUAGCUCACAAAGCCGAGUGGGGCUUCCACACGGCCCGCGUGAACCGUGUCGCCUGGAGCCCUGACAGUUUGAGAGUUGUCUCCGGGGCCCUAGACACCUGCCUCAUAGUAUGGAGCGUCGCUGCUCCGACUAAGCAUAUCGUUAUUAAAAACGCUCACCCACAGAGCCAGAUCACGGGUGUGUCGUGGGUCGACGACGAGACCAUCGUGUCGGUCGGUCAGGACGCCAACACGCGCGUGUGGUCGGUGCCUAACGCUUAACUCAAGCUUACAACAUCCGUGUAUUGGGAACCUUACUAUUAAAGUAUUAUGUAAUGUAUUUGUACGCGCCGUAUGCGGCGUCACAGAAAAUUCUCAAGAAUAUUCAUAUAAAUUUUCUCGCGACUCAACGGUUACGUUUAAUCAAGAGAUAACUUUAAUAUAUACUAACAUAUUUAUUUGCUUGAGUAAGUUGAAACUUUAACCGGUUUGUUACUAACGGCCGUGUUUUUGCAUUUUCUUUUUUAAUGUUAUUAAGCUUGAAAGAUCUCGAGAUGUAUCUAAUAAAUAUUUUUUCUACUCAUAAUGUAGGCUGUCGUUUUCUAUUAAUAGCGUGGACCUUGCGUCGUCCCGUCGAUAUAUUUUGUUCAGAACAAAAAUAAUAAUAAUAAUAAUAUUUGGAACAGUAUUUUUGUACUUCGUAAUAUUUUCACGUUUUUUUUUUCUCCAUGCAGUUUGUACUAAAAAUUUUUUAAUGUAAGAAAUAAAUAAAUUGUGUACACUUGUA